ACUCACCCGGAAACAAUGUCGUUGUACUUCCGUGUUAAAUUUACUUGUACUGCAAUAACUGUAACUGUACUGAUAUUCUUAGCUACAGGGAGCCAGUCAGUUAGUUAGACAAUAAUGCCGGGAGCAGACAAAGAGACCGACCUGUCGGAGAGAAUUGAAGCCUUUCUGUCCGACCUGAAGCGCGGGGGCAGCGGGACGGGACCGCUGCGAGGCUCGGCAGAAACCGCCCGGGAGACGACAGCCCUGCUCCGCAGAGUCACUGCCCAGGCACGAUGGAGCAGCGCAGGCGAUUUGAUGGAAAUAAUCCGGAAGGAGGGGAGGAGGAUGACUGCCGCCCAGCCCUCAGAGACCACUGUGGGGAACAUGAUCAGACGAGUGCUGAAGAUCAUCAGAGAGGAGUAUGCCAGGUCCCGAGGGAGCAGUGAAGAGACAGACCAGCAGGAGUCCCUCCACAAGCUGCUGACCUCAGGAGGACUCAGUGAGGAGAACUUCAGACAACAUUUUGCCCCCCUCAAAGCCAAUGUCAUAGAGGCUAUCAAUGAGCUGCUGACAGAGCUAGAGGGAACCACAGACAACAUCGCCAUGCAGGCCUUGGAGCACAUUCACUCUAAUGAAGUCAUCAUGACCAUCGGCCGCUCUCGCACUGUCGAGGCCUUUCUCAAAGACGCUGCACGCAAACGCAAGUUCCAUGUCAUCGUGGCCGAGUGUGCCCCCUUCUGCCAGGGACAUGAAAUGGCCACCAGUCUCUCCAAGGCUGGUAUUGAAACAACUGUGAUCACAGAUGCAGCUAUAUUUGCAGUGAUGUCCCGUGUUAAUAAGGUCAUCAUUGGUACACAGACUGUUCUAGCAAAUGGAGGACUGAGGGCCGUCAACGGAACACACACUCUAGCACUCGCAGCCAAGCAUCACUCAACACCCCUCAUUGUGUGUGCUCCCAUGUUCAAGCUCUCCCCUCAGUUCCCAAAUGAAGAAGACACCUUCCAUAAGUUUGUCUCUCCACACGAGGUGCUCCCAUUCACUGAAGGUGAGAUUCUUUCAAAGGUGAACGUGCACUGUCCAGUGUUUGACUAUGUUCCACCUGAGCUCAUCACGCUUUUCAUCUCGAAUAUUGGAGGACAUGCACCCUCGUAUAUCUACCGCCUGAUGAGUGAGCUUUACCACCCUGAAGACCACGAGCUGUAACCAGUCUGUAGAAUAAACACAUUUCAAAAUACA
Myripristis murdjan (pinecone soldierfish) is the source of this 1215-nucleotide messenger RNA. It is a transcript of the gene eif2b2, whose product is annotated as eukaryotic translation initiation factor 2B, subunit 2 beta. The record is from RefSeq and is a predicted model, not a curated record. Gene Ontology annotation, molecular function: translation initiation factor activity; guanyl-nucleotide exchange factor activity. Gene Ontology annotation, biological process: translational initiation. Gene Ontology annotation, cellular component: eukaryotic translation initiation factor 2B complex. Bases 115 to 1182 code for a protein of 355 amino acids. Lineage: Eukaryota; Metazoa; Chordata; Actinopteri; Holocentriformes; Holocentridae. The transcript has 8 exons.